AUGCUGGAGUCCCCCGGCCGAAUAUGGGAAGAACCAGAUGGUCCGACGGCACGCAACCUGGCCGACCUCUGUUCCUCGCUUCCGUUCGGGGAAAGCCUGCUGAACCUCGACUACCCCAUGUCUCUCCUCCAAAGUCGCUCGUGUCUUCAGGCGCUGGCCGACUUGUUCGCCUGCCCGGAGCUGUUCGCGGAGAUCGGCUCGUCAACUCGCGCGUCGGAGCGAAUGCUACGCGCGCUACGCUGGUACCUGGCCGGUAUGUACUACGUCAAGCGAGGCGACGACGUCACCAAGCCGCUGGAGCCGGUGUUGGGAGAGACGCACCGCUGCUCGUGGCACCUGCGCUGUGGUCAGAGCAUGGGGGACCUGCAGUACGCCGCGGAACAGGUGUCCGUCAGCCCACCGCAAACGUGUUUGUACGCGGAGUGCUCGUCCAACGGCAUACGAGCUUUGGCACAAAUUAAGCCCGAGGCGUUUAGCGUCGGGUCGUACGUACAGGUUCGGCUACACGGCAACCUCAGCGUCUACAUCCGCCAGUAUUCGGAGGAAUACGUGUUCGAGUUGCCUCCCGGAUGCGUACGAGACCUUGCGAGCAAGCCUUGGUUCGAGUUCUGCGGCGUCGCGAAUGUCAGUUGUCGCCAGACGGGCUAUUACGCCAAGAUGAAGUUUAUAUCUAAGGCUCCCACGCCAGACAGUCAGAGACACAGCAUACAAGUCGACGUGUACAACCCCAUCUUGAACCGGCCCUUCGUGCGGCUGCACGGACGCUGGAUAGACAACGUGAUGGCCUCCUGGGCAUCUGGGGAGGCAAAGGAAAUACUGCACUCAAGGUUACUGAAACAGGCUCGGCGGGAACCUACCGUCAUCACAGAAGACAAUCCCAAAUGCUCUACUGUGUCAGUGGUUAUUGCAAUCGAAGACAUGAGCAUUGAAGUUCCCACUUUAGGAAUGGCAUGGCGAAGCAUUACCGAAAUGCUGCACCGCCGAAAGUUUGAGGAAGCCUACAAUCGAAGGCUUCAUCUGCUGAAGUCAUCGGCUGAUCCAAACUACCAGCCCACGCUAUUCAAGAAAGAAGGAGAGACCUUCGGCUACAAAAAUGACUUGAAAAAGAGAUCCGAGAAGAUUCAGUAG
Molecule: messenger RNA, 1128 nt
Organism: Rhipicephalus sanguineus (brown dog tick)
Lineage: Eukaryota; Metazoa; Arthropoda; Arachnida; Ixodida; Ixodidae
Product: oxysterol-binding protein-related protein 9-like
Exons: 9
Coding region: 1-1128 (375 amino acids)
Cellular component (GO): intracellular membrane-bounded organelle; cytosol; membrane
Molecular function (GO): sterol binding
Source: RefSeq, a predicted model, not a curated record